UUUGGGAGAUAGCGAUUGAACGGCCAUGUUCGCGUUGGCAGCGAAAUUGAAAGGAGAAUCAUGGGAUAAGGACCCUGAAAGGGCAGAGAAGGCGAUGGAUGCCCACAAGCACCCCUUCUCAGCUUUUUCUGCGCAAUUCUAUGCAACAGGUGCAUAUCAUCAAACUCCUGGAGCAUCGUACAAGGCCAUGGGUGUCUCCAAUCUCAACAAGAACAGCAACGUCGUGGACUCUGACGCCAUCUCGGCUUUCAAUGACUCCUUCAAAGGACAUUAGAAUAUCUUCCUCACAAUUUUGCUUGGGGGGUGGAUCUUUCCUUGGAGUUGAUGGUGUUUGAUUUUAUAGAGUGUUUGCCUACUAAGAAAAAAUGCUCUUUUCCUCUGCGGUUUAGAGCGUGAAAAAUGAAUGGGAUGACUUUUGUUUGUUGUUUUCCAAUUU
Molecule: messenger RNA, 436 nt
Organism: Guillardia theta CCMP2712
Lineage: Eukaryota; Cryptophyceae; Pyrenomonadales; Geminigeraceae
Exons: 1
Coding region: 26-274 (82 amino acids)
Source: RefSeq, a predicted model, not a curated record